Molecule: messenger RNA, 340 nt
Organism: Gasterosteus aculeatus aculeatus (three-spined stickleback)
Lineage: Eukaryota; Metazoa; Chordata; Actinopteri; Perciformes; Gasterosteidae
Source: RefSeq, a predicted model, not a curated record
CCUCCCCCAGAGCUCCUCUCCGAGCAGCAGCUCUCUUGGUGGUGGAACAUUAACUUGAAGCUAACUGAGCUUCUCCUCAGAAGCUCCACGCACGCACGCGCAGACAUGGCGAAGAAACUAUGUGGGACCAACUACCCGACCAGCAUCUGCUUCAUCGUGGUCAACGAGUUCUGCGAGCGGUUCUCCUACUACGGCAUGAAAGUCGUGCACACCCUCUAUUUCCUCACCUCUUUGGACUGGGACAUUGACCGGCACACAGCAGUGUACAACGCCUUCAAGAGCCUCUGCUAAUUCACUCAUAUCAUGAGUCUCAUCGCAGACUCUUGGCUGGGCAAAAAAA